This is a messenger RNA of Carlito syrichta (Philippine tarsier), 3242 nucleotides long. It is a transcript of the gene MLXIP, whose product is annotated as MLX interacting protein. Lineage: Eukaryota; Metazoa; Chordata; Mammalia; Primates; Tarsiidae. Bases 126 to 2903 code for a protein of 925 amino acids. The transcript is spliced from 17 exons. Gene Ontology annotation, molecular function: DNA-binding transcription factor activity, RNA polymerase II-specific; protein dimerization activity; RNA polymerase II cis-regulatory region sequence-specific DNA binding. Gene Ontology annotation, cellular component: nucleus. The record is from RefSeq and is a predicted model, not a curated record. Gene Ontology annotation, biological process: regulation of transcription by RNA polymerase II.
CCCCCUCCCGCUCCGCGGCGCGCUCGCGGACAGUCCGCGCGCGGGCCGGGCCGGGCCGGCGCCCCUCAGCCCGUCUCUCCCGCGUCGCCCUGGGCUCCGGGGGAUGCCCCGGCCGGGCCCACCUCAUGGCCGCCGACGUCUUCAUGUGCUCCCCGCGCCGGCCCCGCAGCCGCGGCCGCCCGGUGCUGCUCAAGCCCCAGGUGCCCGAGGACGACGACGACUCGGACACGGAUGAGCCGUCCCCGCCACCCGCCUCUGGCGCGGCCGCCCCGGCCCGGGCCCACGCGAGCGCCGCUCCGACGCCGCCCCGGGCCGGGCCGGGCCGCGAGGAGCCACCGCGCCGCCAGCAGAUCAUCCACAGCGGCCACUUCAUGGUGUCGUCGCCGCACCGCGAGCACCCGCCCAAGAAGGGCUACGAUUUCGACACGGUGAACAAGCAGACGUGCCAGACCUACAGCUUCGGCAAGACCAGCUCCUGCCACCUGUCCAUCGACGCCUCGCUCACCAAGCUCUUCGAGUGUAUGACUUUGGCCUACAGUGGGAAGUUGGUGUCUCCGAAGUGGAAGAAUUUCAAGGGCCUGAAGCUCCAGUGGAGAGACAAGAUCCGGCUCAACAAUGCCAUCUGGCGGGCGUGGUACAUGCAGUAUUUGGAGAAGCGCAAGAAUCCUGUGUGCCACUUUGUCACCCCACUGGAUGGUUCUGUGGACGUAGAUGAGCACCGUCGGCCAGAGGCUAUCACCACAGAAGGGAAGUACUGGAAGAGUCGCAUUGAGAUUGUGAUCAGGGAGUAUCACAAGUGGAGAACCUACUUCAAGAAAAGGCUACAGCAGCACAAGGAUGAGGACCUCUCCAGUCUGGCCCAGGACGAUGACAUGCUGUAUUGGCACAAGCACAGGGAUGGAUGGAAGACCCCAGUCCCCAUGGAGGAGGACCCCCUGCUGGACACAGACAUGCUCAUGUCAGAAUUCAGUGACACCCUCUUCUCCACACUUUCUUCACACCAGCCGGUGGCCUGGCCCAACCCACGAGAAAUAGCACAUCUUGGAAAUGCAGACAUGAUCCAGCCAGGGCUGAUUCCUUUGCAGCCCAACCUGGACUUCAUGGAUACCUUUGAACCCUUCCAGGACCUCUUCUCUUCCAGCCGCUCCAUUUUUGGCUCCAUGCUGCCUGCACCUGCCUCAGCACCUACAGCAGAUCCCAACAACCCACCUGCACAGGAGAGCGUCCUGCCGACCACCGCCCUCCCCACUGUGAGCCUUCCCGACAGCCUCAUCGUGCCCCCUGCCACCCCGUCUCUGGACCCCACGGAUGGGCAGGGCUGCGACCGCACUCCUCAGACCGGAGACCCCUUUAUCCAGCCCACGGACUUUGUUCCCUCGGAGCCGCCACUGAGCGUCCCGCAGUCGUUCCUCCCUGUCUUCACCAUGCCCCUGCUGUCUCCCAGCCCUGCCCCGGCACCGGUCUCCCCUGCGUUACCAUUAGCUCCUCCUGCCGCUGCCCUGAGCCCCCCGACUCCACCUGCCUUUCUGCAGCCACAGAAGUUUGCUGGAGUCAGCAAGUCACCCUCUGUCAUCACCCACACAGCCUCUGCCACCCUUACCCACGACGCCUCUGCCACUACCUUCAGCCAGAGUCAGGGCCUUGUGAUCACAACCCGUCACCCAACCCCGUCAGUGGCCUCCUGUGGCCUGGCACUGUCUCCUGUCACCCGGCCUCCAGCUGUUGGGCCUCCCCAACCUCGGUUAACUUUCGUGCAGCCCAAACCUGUAUCCUUGACUGGGGGGAGGCCCAAGCAGCCCCCCAAAAUAGUGCCUGCUCCCAAGCCAGAGCCUGUGUCCUUGGUGUUGAAGAAUGCUUGCAUCACCCCAGCUGCCUUUUCAGGUCAACCACAAGCAGUGAUUAUGACUCCAGGCCCACUGAAGAGAGAAGGAAUGUUGGCUUCUACGGUGUCCCAAUCCAACAUGGUCAUUGCGCCCGCUGCCAUCGCUAGGGCUCCUGGAGUCACAGAGUUCCACAGCAGCAUCCUGGUGACAGACCUUGGCCCCAGCACGAGCAGCCAGCCUGCCCCCGUCUCCCGACUCUUCUCUCCAAGCACAGUGCAAGAUUCCCUGGUGAAGGGCGAGCAGGUCCCGCUGCACACGGGCAGUCCCCAGGUCCCUGUCGUGGGUCCUGGUCGAGACUGCUCAAACUCAGGACAGGCCUCUCCGUGUGCAUCCGAGCAAAGCCCCAGUCCUCAGUCUCCCCAGAACAACUGCUCAGGGAAAUCUGCAGAGCCCAAAAAUGUGGCUGCAUUAAAGAACCGGCAGAUGAAGCACAUUUCAGCAGAACAGAAAAGGCGCUUCAACAUCAAGAUGGGCUUUGACACCCUCAACAGUUUGAUUUCUAAUAAUUCCAAGCUGACCAGCCACGCCAUCACGCUGCAGAAGACCGUGGAGUACAUCACCAAGCUGCAGCAAGAGAGGAGCCAGAUGCAGGAGGAGGCCCGGCGGCUGCGAGAGGAGAUCGAGGAGCUCAAUGCCACCAUCAUCUCCUGCCAGCAGCUGCUUCCUGCCACAGGAGUCCCCGUCACCCGGCGCCAGUUUGAUCACAUGAGAGACAUGUUUGAUGAGUAUGUAAAAAGCCGGACGCUGCAGAAUUGGAAGUUCUGGAUUUUCAGCAUCAUCGUCAAGCCGCUGUUCGAGUCGUUCAAGGGAAUGGUGUCCACCAGCAGCCUGGAAGAGCUGCACCGGACGGCGCUAUCCUGGCUGGACCAGCACUGCUCCCUGCCCAUCCUCAGGCCAAUGGUGUUGAACACGCUGCGGCAGCUGAGCACGUCCACCUCCAUCCUCACAGACCCGGCCCAGCUGCCUGAGCAGGCCUCCAAGGCCGUCACCAGACUGGGCAAGAGAUCGGGGGAGUCGUAGCCGCUUAGCUGGCAUGCGGUACCAUGGAGACCCUGCCCUGCCUGCGGAAAGGAGGCCGUGCCUCCCCAGCCCUUCCUGAUGCCCAGCCUCAGGGCCUCCCUUCGAUUCUGCAGCCCUCGGCGCUGGUCAGGAUGCCACGCUCAGGUCUGAAGCAGGUUCGGAGCCUGCUGUCAGCAAUAGCCCAUCUUUGGGAAGCCCUUGCUGUGAACUCUCACUCAGUGAUCUCAGUCACCAACCUCCUCUGUCCUCAGAGCAGCCCAGACGAAAGGGAAGUACUAGUCCUGUCCUGCUGGGGGCCUGUCGGGCCCUGUGCUAGUGAGCCGAGUUGAUGGGAUGAGG